Sabethes cyaneus is the source of this 2842-nucleotide messenger RNA. RefSeq names its product TBC1 domain family member 22B (gene Tbc1d22). The coding region runs from base 310 to 1914 and encodes 534 amino acids. NCBI's taxonomy places the organism in Eukaryota, Metazoa, Arthropoda, Insecta, Diptera, Culicidae. The transcript is spliced from 5 exons. Gene Ontology annotation, molecular function: GTPase activator activity. The record is from RefSeq and is a predicted model, not a curated record. Gene Ontology annotation, biological process: activation of GTPase activity.
UUCUACCGUGAGGACUAAAUUGUAGUAUUUACCUCCUUUUAUAGCGUUAAAAUCGUAAAUUUGAUGUAAUUCUUAAUGAUUAAAUCGAAAAGCAUCGUUACAAAACUUCGCCGGGAGUGACUGGGUCGUCGCGGGUUCUCUUCCCAUUUGAUAAACGAUGACCAGCCCAAAUCCGCGUUGCAUCAAUCUCAUCAUCUGCAGUGUCAGCCCUACUUCGUCAGAUAAAUACUAACUCAGUUAAUUGCCUUGGCGUUUAUGGUUCGGUUUGCUACGUGUUUCUUUUUUAUUUCAACAAACUGAAAGAAAGUAAUGAACAGCAGCAGUAACGACAGUGGUUCUUCGUUCUGGAAAAACAACUCCGGCCGAAUACCAGGAAGACCUACGAUGGCUACCAGAAUGGCACCCGGAGGGGGAGUACGCAGUGGACCUAGUGGUUCCACUUCUGGAACAACCGGUCACAGCUCGUUCCAGGACUAUCAAGAGUCGGUGAGUGAUGCUUGGGAUUUGGGCGACGAUGAGUUCUGCAUCAUCUCCACAGUCGUGGACACACCCCGGAUAUCGAAGAAGGUUUCUCAGUCGGCAGCGCUAAAUGUCAUCAAGACUCAUAGGAGUAGCGGUGGAGGUGGUGCUGGUGAGAAAGGCCGAUCAGGCGAGGUUAUUGUACCUAGAAUUGCUCCUGCGGUGGAAUGUUUAGCGAAGUCUCAGACCAGCAGUACGACGGCAGCUGUAGCGGAAAAUCUCGAUGGUCUGAAAAUAUCACGAAAUGUACACGCAAAUGACGAACGAAAUGUUCUGCAACAGCAAGUGAAACACUCUGCGCUUAAUAAUAUGAAUGAUCAUCGUCUACGACAAAGGUUUCAUGCUUAUCCAGGCCGUCCGCAGUUGCUAAAACUUUCGUCCAAUGUAGCUUCAAAGGAUGUAGAGUGUGAAUCUAAAUACGAGAAAUUUACCAAUAUUUUGGACGCCCCACUGUUAAAUUUGAUAGCCCUGAAGGAGCUCAGCUGGUCUGGCGUACCGCGAAAAAUGCGUGCGGUCACCUGGCGUUUGCUGUCCGGUUAUUUACCAACGAGCUUAGAGCGCCGUAACACUGUCUUGGAGCGGAAACGGGUGGACUACAAAAAAUUAGUUCAACAGUACUUUCACGUGGAUAAUCGGGACGAAAUUCAGCAGGAUACCUACCGACAGAUUCACAUAGAUGUUCCUAGAAUGAACCCACACGUGGCACUUUUCCAGCAGAAACUGGUUCAAGAGAUGUUUGAAAGAAUUCUUUUCAUCUGGGCUAUUCGGCAUCCAGCGUCCGGCUACGUGCAGGGGAUCAACGAUCUGGUGACACCUUUUUUCAUAGUUUUUCUCCAGGAAUCGGUGGGAGCGAAUAAAGAUCUGGAGCAGUGCCAAUUGGGAGAUCUCUCUCAGGAACAGCGGGAUAUUAUUGAAGCGGAUUCCUUCUGGUGUUUAUCCAAGUUUUUGGACUGCAUACAAGAUAAUUAUAUUUUUGCCCAGCUAGGUAUACAGGAAAAGGUUAACCAGCUGAAAGAACUCAUCCAACGGAUUGACGGAACGCUCCACAGGCAUCUGCAGACGCACGGAGUGGAUUAUUUACAGUUUUCCUUCCGUUGGAUGAACAAUCUGCUAACCCGCGAACUGCCACUAUAUUGUACGAUUCGUCUGUGGGAUACCUAUUUGGCGGAGUCUGACGGUUUUGCCGUAUUCCAGCUGUACGUGUGUGCCGCCUUUUUAUUGCACUGGCGAGAACAGCUGCUACAGGAGAAAGAUUUUCAGGGUCUUAUGCUGCUGCUUCAGAAUCUGCCUACCCACAGUUGGAUGGAUUCACACAUUGGCGUGCUAGUAGCGGAAGCGUUCCGCCUUAAAUUUACCUACGCCGACACCCCGAAACACUUGGAGGGUAAAAGUUGACAGCUUCACAGCGAACAUAACUACAACUACUGUAAAAAUUAUCUCUAUAAGUUUAUCUAACUUCGAUUGGGACACGGAACUGCGGCCAAAUAUGGUGGCAAUGUAACUGCAGUGUGGGGCGUUUUGUUCAUUGCAACAACAGAUUUUAUAUGCAGGUUGCAGUUGCGAAUCAACAUUUUAGACCAACGUUAUUACCUAAAGAUACGAGAUCGGUUGGUUUUUUUGCGAACUAUUGAUUUGUUAAAACAAACUUUUGUACAUAUAGCAAAUCCUAAAACUUCCACGAGAAGAAAAACAACUAUAUACAAUAUUAUCAAGUAGUAUAGGAUAGAGUGGAAUAUAACUAUGUCUUUAAAUUUUCCUAAUCAAAGGUGGCACCUGGUAUGUGCAGAGCUAGUAAGUUGACUGGAAAGUGCCGUGAACUCGUGGAAUUUGUAAGUUUUGGUAACGAAAAUUCAUCUCCACAGACUGCUUCAAACUUGUGAAGGAAGCGUCUAUUUUAUGAAUGUCGAAUACCGAUGACAUUUCGUGCCACUGAAUAAAGAUGGUUAUUUCACGUAAAGCGAGGUACCGCUGCAGGACUGCCACACGUGGGUAGAGGCAAGUAACAACUUCCUUCAACCAAAAAGUUAGAUCCAUAUAAGUUUCGAAUAUAUAUCGAUUAAAAGGCAAUCGAAUACUUUCAGCAAUGAAGGCUAAUAUUGAUCAGAAAUUAUUGCGGACUUUUAGGCAAUGUAACUUUUUUUUUAUUGAGAAAACUCUAACGAUAAUCAUAGGUGAUUUUCUAGAUACAGAAUUUGCUGCAGUGGUCAGAAAAUACAAACUAAAAAACUGAAAUAUGGACAACAGCUUCGACAUUUAGGGUUAUAUUAGAAUCGACUAGUUUAAGCAAGUAUAAUGAAAUACCAAUUACAGAAUUAAAAAACGA